Amphimedon queenslandica is the source of this 1433-nucleotide messenger RNA. RefSeq lists its product as uncharacterized. The record is from RefSeq and is a predicted model, not a curated record. Bases 377 to 1294 code for a protein of 305 amino acids. Lineage: Eukaryota; Metazoa; Porifera; Demospongiae; Haplosclerida; Niphatidae. The transcript has 7 exons.
UAGGAGUAUUAUUAAUACUGAAAUCAACUGUGUUACUAGUAGUAUUAAUGAUACUGAUUGUGUGAGGAAUGUAAUAGUAUCAGUCAAUGGAGCUUCAUUCUCUAAUACUAGUAUAAGCUAUCAAUAUAGACCAGAUCCUACAUUUUAUAGUAUCAGUCCUAUGGUCACAAUACCAGCUGGUGGGAUUUAACUAGCAUUCACUGGUCGUAACCUAAAUUCAGUUCAGUCUCCUACUAUUACUAUUACUGAUAGUAGACUGAUUCCUAGUAGUGUUGAGCCUUGUAUCACUAAUGAUAUUAAAACUUCUUUGCUGAUAUGUAAUGGUCCUCGCAUUACUAAUGUGAUAGACAGUUACUAUGGAACGUGUAUUGAGUACAUGCUAAUGUUAGAUGGAGCAGAGUCACCUGAUUUUACGAAUGCAUAUCUGAGACUAACACUGCAACCUGAUCCAAUAAUUACUGGUAUUAAUGCUGAUUCAAGAUCUAUAUCAGUUGACGAUAUUAAUGAGAUUACUAUUAUGGGAAUGAAUGUUGGAUCAGUUAGCCCAUCAGAGAUUAAUAUUACAUUAGGAAGCAAUGAUGACGAUGUGUGUACACUUAGAACAAGCUCCAAUACUGAGAUUACCUGUAGGCCACCCACCAAGCCAUCAGGUACCAGAUUAGCACUAAGAGUUAGAGUAGGAAGAAAUCUCGUGUUUCCAUCCAAUGGUACCACUGGCCCUGAAUGGACACUAGAAUAUACUAGCACCAGUAUUGAGUCUAGUACUAGCACUGGGUCUAUUACUAGUACUAUUAUUACUACUAUGACUACUACUACUGGCCCUACUAGUACCAGCACUAGUGCUCCAAGUUCUACUUCAAUUGGAGCCAUUGUUGGAGGAUCUAUAGCAGCUAGUGUCAUUAUGACACUAUUGAUUGUAGCAAUACCAUUAAUAUUCGUCAUUUUAAUUUUACAAAAGAGAACAAAAGACAGCAAAGAAAAGCCAAUACCUCAUGAAGGGAAUGUAGUAAUGCCAAUGUCUAUGAACAUCUAUCAGGGCAUCACUAGCCAAGAUAGCAACCUCCUUCCCCAGUCUAACCCAGCAUACGUUAAAGCAUCAGAUAUUCACAAAACACCUGCAGGCAAGAAUGAAGAAUUUGUAUCUGUAAAGAAAGCUAAUAAUGAUGAUGAUGAUGAUGCUAAUCAAGUGAAUCAAGAAGAUCAAGAUAAUGAAGGUCACAUUGAUACAGGAGUGAUUGAUGAUAUUGCUCAAAGUUCAGAAGAUAAAGGAAGCUACAAAAAUAUUCCAAAGUAGAUGGUGAUGAUAAUUAAAAAAAUUAUUUUUGGUAAACUAUUAUUUUUAUUACUACUACAUAAUUUCUCGCUGCAUUUAAUACAUUUUGUUUCCUUGUAUGCCUAGAUACUUGCAUUUUAGUUCAAAAAUUAAUUAUUUU